Oncorhynchus kisutch (coho salmon) is the source of this 9865-nucleotide messenger RNA. Its product is annotated as rho guanine nucleotide exchange factor 26. The record is from RefSeq and is a predicted model, not a curated record. The transcript has 15 exons. Gene Ontology annotation, biological process: activation of GTPase activity. Gene Ontology annotation, molecular function: guanyl-nucleotide exchange factor activity; protein binding. Bases 388 to 3168 code for a protein of 926 amino acids. NCBI's taxonomy places the organism in Eukaryota, Metazoa, Chordata, Actinopteri, Salmoniformes, Salmonidae.
GUUCGGCACUCCCCCCUCCUCCUCUCUGUCCCAGUCCUCUCCUCCUGAACACACAACCCGGGUCAUUCGGGUACUACCCAACAAAACACAGGACUUUGAGAUACUCUGAAAACAGCCGACGGUCCCCGGAUUACUGAUAAGACAACUCUUUUUUUUUUUUUUUUUGCACAAAGGAAUAGUUUACCUCAAGCAUAAAUAAUCUGUCGAACAACAAGAAAACGUUUUCUAGUCCAUUGAGAAGUCCAGGACACAGGCACCAUGACCAGUCAGUAGAAAGGCAUUAUUGCAGUUCUCUGUGGGGUCGGGAUGUUUACACAGUGACCAGUCGUGUCGGACGAGACUCCAGCUCCACAGUGAGAAACAAAAGACAAUCGUGAUUGAUGCGCCAUGGAGGGCGGGAACGAAGUGGAUCUGUCCAACAAUAACAUCAGUCCGCUGUGGAAGCGGCAAUCAGCCAAUCACACUGGUCCCAGCAAGCUAAAGGCCCGGCCCCUCAGCUACCAGAUAGACAGACUCCACAUGACUGACUUCCCCGUAGAGGACAACAAGGGCAGCUUUACCCUGAGCCAGCCUGCAGAGCGACUGGUGGCCACGCCGGGAGGAGGGACGGUCAUUCUGAAGCACGUUCUCAACCAACCCACCAGGAGAACACGGGUUGUCAGGAGUAUCAGCAUUGGACAUUUGGCCAAAGGACGUUUCUCUUUGUCCAAGUUCAAGUCGGAGGAUAAGUUUUCGUCAUUGGACAAUAAGGCGUACCAUGGUGGAAGUGUUGGUCAAAUCGGUAACAAGGAGAAGGUGUGGUCAGACAAGCGGCCACGCGAUGCCCUGAAGCGACUCUCCAGCCCGUUCACCCUCACCUCUCACAGAGACCAGAUAGUGUUUGGAACAAGUUCCUCACUGCCGGACCCUGCCACCUCCAGUCACCCCUCUCCCCCUGCCACCCCCAAUAAUAACAACCACCACCAUAACCUGACCUCCUCUUCUUCUUAUCACCCCUUAACCCCUCACCCUUCUCCCCCUAGUCUCCACACCCCUACCCCAUCUCACAGCUCCACCUGCAGUAUCUCCUCCCUCACCUCCACCCCUUCUGACCCCCCCACACCCCGCAGCCCCUCCCCUGCUGACAUGUCUGCCCCCUCCCUCUCUCCUCCUCCCUCAAUUGUCCUCAGCACCCACAGUGCAGCUGCCCUGAAGAUGGGCACACAGCAGCUGAUCCCCAAAGGGCUGGCGUCCCUGAGCAAGGCCUCUCCUGCUGGGGUACAGAGCCAGGCCCUGGGGGGUCUGCUGGGCCUGGAUCCUACCAAGCGGGCCCUACGAGCUGUCAGCAUGGUGGAGACUGGAUCCUUCUUCUCUACGGACGGAGGGGGAGAGGGGACAGACCAGGAUGAGAGCCCUGGGAGUCUGAAAAGGGGGUUGAGGUCUACCUCGUACAGGAGAGCAGUGGUGAGUGGAGUGGAAAUGGAAAUACCAUCUGUAGACCCAAAGACCCAUCUCCUGUCCCAGUCUGUAGACCCAAAGACCCAUCUCCUGUCCCAGUCUGUAGACCCAAAGACCCAUCUCCUGUCCCAGUCUGUACUCCGAGGACUACAGGAGGUCAAGGAGACACCGACCAGCCCUGGGAAGAAGAACAAGAGGCCGGAUAAGAAGCCAGGACUGAUCACACAGAGGACUUUUGACAGGGAAGAGGAGGAACUGUAUCAGAACUACCAGGAGAAAGCUCUUCACAAUGACUCUGAUGAGGACCAGUCCAGAGAGCCCAAACCUGACGAGGGCAUCGUGGUGCAGUACAGACCCAUACGCACCUCGUGGAGCCAACUCAGUGUGGUGAAGAAGAGCGGCGUUAAGCUCAGCCAGGAGGAGCGGAAAAGACAAGAGGCCAUAUUUGAGUUGAUAUCGUCAGAACACUCCUACCUCCACAGUCUGGAGGUUCUGAUCCGGAUGUUUCAGAACUCAGCAGAGCUCAGUGACACCAUGACCAAGACCGAGCACCACCACCUCUUCUCCAACAUCACAGACGUGUGUGAGGCCAGCAAGAAGUUCUUUAAAGAGCUAGAGGACCUGCACCAGCAGAACGUUGUUAUAGAUGACAUCAGUGACAUCGUGUUCAGACACGCCCAGUCCAACUUUGACCCCUACAUCACCUACUGCUCCAAUGAGGUUUACCAGCAGAGGACCCUACAGAGGCUAGUUAGUAAGAGUCCAGUGUUUAAGGAGGUGUUGACACGUAUUGAGGGCCACCCAGAUUGCAGGAACCUCCCAAUGAUCUCCUUCCUAAUCCUGCCAAUGCAGAGAGUCACCCGCCUGCCUCUGCUGAUGGAUGUCAUUUGUCAGAAGGCUUCUAAAGGCUCAUCUCAGUAUGAGGCCUGUAAGAAAGCCCUUCAAUCAGUCAGCAAGGUGGUACGUCAGUGUAACGAAGGGGCCCGUACCAUGGAGAGAACAGAGAUGAUGUACACCAUCAACUCUCAACUGGACUUUAAGAUCAAGCCCUUCCCAUUGGUGUCGUCGUCUAGGUGGAUGGUGAAGAGAGGGGAGCUCACAGCCUUCGUGGAGGAGAACGGCAUCUUCUCCAAGAGGACGUCACGUCAUCAGGUCUACUUCUUCCUCUUCAAUGACGUCCUCAUCCUCACCAGGAAGAAGAGUGAAGACAGCUAUGCAGUGAUAGACUAUGCUCUGAGGGACCAUAUCUGGGUGGGACCCUGCCAGGCUCAGGAUAUCAACCUAUCACCCAUCAGAACCACCGCUGGAAUGCUGACAUCACGGCAUCCCGGGGCCAGCCACCUCUUCCGCCUGCGUUUCCGUAGCAACCAUUCCGGAGACAAGGUGCCCAUGGUCCUGGGGGUGGAGCUAAUGAAUGAGCGAGCUCGCUGGAUCACUGCUCUGGGCCAGAGCAGCAACGACGAGAAGAACCAAGACCGGACCAAUGCCAUGCAGGUGGUGGUGACGAGGACGUACACAGCCAAGCAGCCUGAUGAGCUGUCACUGCAGGUGGCUGACGUGGUCCUGGUGUCACAGACUGUGGAGGAUGGCUGGUAUGAGGGCGAGCGACUCCGUGAUGGCGAGAGGGGUUGGUUCCUGUCAGAAUGUGCUGAACCAAUCACGUGCCAGGCCACUAUUGAGCGCAACGUGCAGAGGAUGGACCGCCUCCAGGGGCUGGAAACCAAUGUGUGAUCCGGAACUGCAGGCUCCACCCACUAAUUACACAAGCCUGUUCUCAGACAGACCAAUGAGUGAUCUGGAACUGCAGGCUCCACCCACUAAUUACACAAGCCUCUUCUCAGACAGACCAAUGAGUGAACCGUAUGCCAACGACGGCCUUUGACCAAUGUUGAGCGGACCAUCACUGAAUACACCAAUGAGCUGCCUUCAAGCACUGUCAACCAAUGAGAGAGCUGACUGACAAUAAAUGCACCAAUAUAAUCUCUCCGUGGGUCAACAGACAAAUGUAUGUGUGCGCCUUGCCUGCUGCGUGUAUCUGUUAGAAUGUGGUUUUUGAUUGUUACCCAUGCAGUGUAACGUUCUCCUCCUUCUACCGGUCUAUACCGUAAGGAAAUUUGACCCUAUGACCUGUCAACAACACUCUGAUUCCUCCCCCUGAUGGGAGAUUGGCCAACCACUGUCUGUGUAACUGUUGUUUUGUUUUUGUUGCCCCGAUGGGGACACACGGAGGACGUGCUGGGGUCAAAGUUCAAAACUGCCACGUACAGAGUGGACACCUAAUGUAGGACGGCGCAUUCAAACUGAUCUGGACACAGAUUCAUUUGAUCAACUGUUUCCUUCUGAAAGACUCCCCAGGAGUUUCCAUGAAUGAAACUUACCCUCUCUACUACAUAGUAACUAACAAUUUAUAUGAGCCAAACAACUAUGUUGAUGAUCUGUGUAUAUAUUUGUUUUAAUUGUCAUUAUUUUUCUUUUUUAAAUUCCUGGUUGUCCUGGUGUGAUGAGACUGAUGAAUUGGCUGAGUGAAUAGAGCCAACAUGGCUCACCGUCCAGUUCAGUUUCACCUCUACUCUGUGGUCAGGCUAUAGUGUGUGAUGAGACUGAUGAAUUGGCUGAGUGAAUAGAGCCAACAUGGCUCACCGUCCAGUUCAGUUUCACCUCUACUCUGUGGUCAGGCUAUAGUGUUUGAUGAGACUGAUGAAUUGGCUGAGUGAAUAGAGCCAACAUGGCUCACCGUCCAGUUCAGUUUCACCUCUACUCUGUGGUCAGGCUAUAGUGUGUGAUGAGACUGAUGAAUUGGCUGAGUGAAUAGAGCCAACAUGGCUCACCGUCCAGUUCAGUUUCACCUCUACUCUGUGGUCAGGCUAUAGUGUUUGAUGAGACUGAUGAAUUGGCUGAGUGAAUAGAGCCAACAUGGCUCACCGUCCAGUUCAGUUUCACCUCUACUCUGUGGUCAGGCUAUAGUGUGUGAUGAGACUGAUGAAUUGGCUGAGUGAAUGGAGCCAACAUGGCUCACCGUCCAGUUCAGUUUCACCUCUGCUCUGUGGUCAGGCUAUAGUGUGUGAUGAGACUGAUGAAUUGGCUGAGUGAAUAGAGCCAACAUGGCUCACCGUCCAGUUCAGUUUCACCUCUACUCUGUGGUCAGGCUAUAGUGUGUGAUGAGACUGAUGAAUUGGCUGAGUGAAUAGAGCCAACAUGGCUCACCGUCCAGUUCAGUUUCACCUCUACUCUGUGGUCAGGCUAUAGUGUGUGAUGAGACUGAUGAAUUGGCUGAGUGAAUGGAGCCAACAUGGCUCACCGUCCAGUUCAGUUUCACCUCUACUCUGUGGUCAGGCUAUAGUGUGUGAUGAGACUGAUGAAUUGGCUGAGUGAAUAGAGCCAACAUGGCUCACCGUCCAGUUCAGUUUCACCUCUACUCUGUGGUCAGGCUAUAGUGUGUGAUGAGACUGAUGAAUUGGCUGAGUGAAUAGAGCCAACAUGGCUCACCGUCCAGUUCAGUUUCACCUCUACUCUGUGGUCAGGCUAUAGUGUGUGAUGAGACUGAUGAAUUGGCUGAGUGAAUGGAGCCAACAUGGCUCACCGUCCAGUUCAGUUUCACCUCUACUCUGUGGUCAGGCUAUAGUGUGUGAUGAGACUGAUGAAUUGGCUGAGUGAAUAGAGCCAACAUGGCUCACCGUCCAGUUCAGUUUCACCUCUACUCUGUGGUCAGGCUAUAGUGUGUGAUGAGACUGAUGAAUUGGCUGAGUGAAUAGAGCCAACAUGGCUCACCGUCCAGUUCAGUUUCACCUCUACUCUGUGGUCAGGCUAUAGUGUGUGAUGAGACUGAUGAAUUGGCUGAGUGAAUAGAGCCAACAUGGCUCACCGUCCAGUUCAGUUUCACCUCUACUCUGUGGUCAGGCUAUAGUGUGUGAUGAGACUGAUGAAUUGGCUGAGUGAAUAGAGCCAACAUGGCUCACCGUCCAGUUCAGUUUCACCUCUACUCUGUGGUCAGGCUAUAGUGUGUGAUGAGACUGAUGAAUUGGCUGAGUGAAUAGAGCCAACAUGGCUCACCGUCCAGUUCAGUUUCACCUCUACUCUGUGGUCAGGCUAUAGUGUGUGAUGAGACUGAUGAAUUGGCUGAGUGAAUGGAGCCAACAUGGCUCACUGUCCAGUUCAGUUUCACCUCUACUCUGUGGUCAGGCUAUAGUGUGUGAUGAGACUGAUGAAUUGGCUGAGUGAAUAGAGCCAACAUGGCUCACUGUCCAGUUCAGUUUCACCUCUACUCUGUGGUCAGGCUAUAGUGUGUGAUGAGACUGAUGAAUUGGCUGAGUGAAUAGAGCCAACAUGGCUCACCGUCCAGUUCAGUUUCACCUCUACUCUGUGGUCAGGCUAUAGUGUGUGAUGAGACUGAUGAAUUGGCUGAGUGAAUAGAGCCAACAUGGCUCACCGUCCAGUUCAGUUUCACCUCUACUCUGUGGUCAGGCUAUAGUGUGUGAUGAGACUGAUGAAUUGGCUGAGUGAAUAGAGCCAACAUGGCUCACCGUCCAGUUCAGUUUCACCUCUACUCUGUGGUCAGGCUAUAGUGUGUGAUGAGACUGAUGAAUUGGCUGAGUGAAUAGAGCCAACAUGGCUCACCGUCCAGUUCAGUUUCACCUCUACUCUGUGGUCAGGCUAUAGUGUGUGAUGAGACUGAUGAAUUGGCUGAGUGAAUAGAGCCAACAUGGCUCACCGUCCAGUUCAGUUUCACCUCUACUCUGUGGUCAGGCUACAGUGUGUGAUGAGACUGAUGAAUUGGCUGAGUGAAUAGAGCCAACAUGGCUCACUGUCCAGUUCAGUUUCACCUCUGCUCUGUGGUCAGGCUAUAGUGUGUGAUGAGACUGAUGAAUUGGCUGAGUGAAUAGAGCCAACAUGGCUCACCGUCCAGUUCAGUUUCACCUCUACUCUGUGGUCAGGCUAUAGUGUGUGAUGAGACUGAUGAAUUGGCUGAGUGAAUAGAGCCAACAUGGCUCACCGUCCAGUUCAGUUUCACCUCUACUCUGUGGUCAGGGUAUAGUGUGUGAUGAGACUGAUGAAUUGGCUGAGUGAAUAGAGCCAACAUGGCUCACCGUCCAGUUCAGUUUCACCUCUACUCUGUGGUCAGGCUAUAGUGUUUGAUGAGACUGAUGGGGAAGAGGCUCAUUGUAAAGAUACACAAAUGGCUCUGUACUUCCAACUUAUCUGUGUGUGUGCAACUGGGAGGCCAUUUGUAAUGUAACUGAAUGUGACAAAUGUUCCAAAAUGGCCAUAACAUGUCCCUGUGUGACUGCUGAAGAGGCUGAAUGUACAGUAAGGAGCCAAAAUGGUGGACUGAAGGGUCCAGUUUCCACACUUCCCUCUGGUUAGAAGGUGACAGUAUAGUGAGGCUGUAUGUUAUGAAGGCCUACAAAGGCAAAAAGAAAUCCCACCAUCAUGCCUACUCCCGAUUACCAAACCCCGCUCCCGAUUACCAAAUCCCGCUCCCGAUUACCAAACCCCGCUCCCGAUUCCCAAAACCCGCUCCCGAUUCCCAAACCCUACUCCCGACCUGUAACUAUUUUAGAUGCCUAAAACUAUUAGACCAGUAUUAGCAAUAUGGGUGUAUCUCCACCUUGGUCUCUGGCAAAGCUUUGUUCAACUGACCCAUAUAGUCCUACGCAACUGACCCAUAUAGUCCUACGCAACUGACCCAUGUAGUCCUACGCAACUGACCCAUAUAGUCCUUCGCAACUGACCCAUAUAGUCCUACGCUUUCAGAGGUACACAAUGCAUAUGGGCUGGAAGGGGAUCUGUAAUUGGGCACUUUGCCUCUAGCUUAAUGUCACUUUACAUGAAUAGAACCAUUUCCGUCCCCACAGAGCUCCGUCGGUCUGCCACUCGGUGUGAUUAUGCCCAGUGAUGUCAGAGAUGGACCUUUUUAAAAAUACUCUCCUUGUGAUUUCGGUGACGUGCGGCAGGAGAGAAAAUGAAAUGAAAUGGUGUGACGGGUAUCGGUUCUGAAACUGGAAAAAAAACAGAGCUGUGGUUGUAACUUGAUUGUCCAGCAUGAUUCAUCUCUUUUAAGUGUGUAAUGUUGUGUGUAACGUUGUCUCACGUCGCUGAAGGAAACAAGUAAUCAGAUCAGCUUCCUGUUGUAACACCGUUCAUCAGACCAGACCACUACCUAUCAUCUGGUCUGACCCAGACCACUACUCUUCAUCUGGUCUGACCCAGACCACUACUCUACAUCUGGUCUGACCCAGACCACUACUCUACAUCUGGUCUGACCCAGACCACUACUCUACAUCUGGUCUGACCCAGACCACUACUCUACAUCUGGUCUGACCCAGACCACUACUCUACAUCUGGUCUGACCCAGACCACUACUCUACAUCUGGUCUGACCCAGACCACUACUCUACAUCUGGUCUGACCCAGACCACUACUCUACAUCUGGUCUGACCCAGACCACUACUCUACAUCUGGUCUGACCCAGACCACUACUCUACAUCUGGUCUGACCCAGACCACUACUCUACAUCUGGUCUGACCCAGACCACUACCUAUCAUGUGGUCUGACCCAGACCACUACCUAUCAUGUGGUCUGACCCAGACAAAAAGCUUUGCUCUCAGGGAAAACUGAUGCGACAUGCAUUUAACCAUUCAUGUAAAUAUGUAACUAAUAUCAACCUCUGUUUAACCAUUCAUGUAAUCCACGGCUAUAGAUUUAUAUUGUAGAUGAUGAAGCCUUCAGAUAUUUAAUCAACUUAAAAAAAAAAAAAUGUGUUUUUAUACCCCGUUUCCUCCCCAAUUUCGUGGUAUCCAAUUGUCUUAUUGCUGCAAUUUCCGUACGGAUUCAGGAAAGGCAACGGUCGAGAGCCGUGCGUCCUCCGAAACCCAACCAGGGCGCACUGCUCCUUGACACAAUGCCCACUUAAGCCAGCAGCACCAAUGUGUCAAAGGAAACACCAUACACCUGGUGAACGUGUCAGCAUCUGGCAAGCCACAGGAGUCGCUAGUGCACGAUGGUUGAAGGACAUCCCUGCCUGCCAAACCCUCCCCUAACCCGGACGACGCUGGGCCGAACCCUCCCCUAACCCGGGCGACGCUGGGCCGAACCCUCUCCUAACCCGGACGACGCUGGGCCGAACCCUCCCCUAACCCGGACGACGCUGGGCCGAACCCUCCCCUAACCCGGACGAAGCUGGGCCAAACCCUCCCCUAACCCGGACGACGCUGGGCCAAACCCUCCCCUAACCCGGACGAAGCUGGGCCAAACCCUCCCCUAACCCGGACGACGCUGGGCCAAACCCUCCCCUAACCCGGACGACGCUGGGCCAAACCCUCCCCUAACCCGGACGACGCUGGGCCAAACCCUCCCCUAACCCGGACGACGCUGGGACAAACUCCCUCCCUUAACCAGGACGACGCUGGGACAAACCCUCCCUUAACCCGGACGACGCUGGGCCAAUUGUGCACCGUCCCAUGGGUCUCCCUGUCGCGGCCGGCUGCAACAGAUCCUGGACACGAACCCAGAAUCUCUAGUGGCACAGCUAACACUACAAUGCAGUGCUUUAGACCACAGUGCCACUAGAGAGGCCCUUUUAAUCUAUACCUAACGUAAAGUGUUGGUCCUAUGUUUCAUGGGCUGAAACAAAAUAUCCUAGAAAUUUUCCAUUUGCACAAAAAGUUUAUUUUGCUCAAAUUUGUUUACAUCGCUGUUAGUCAGCAUUUCUCAUUGGUCAAGAUAAUCCAUCCACCUGACAGGUGUGGCAUAUCAAGGAGCUGAUUAAACAGCAUGAUCAUUACACAGGUGCACCUUGUGCUGGGGACAAUAAAAGGCCUCUCUAAAAUGUGCAGUUUUGUCACACAACACAAUGCCACAGAUGUCUCAAGUUUUGAGGAAGCGUGUAGUUGACAUGCUGACUGCAGGAAUCUCCACCAGAGCUGUUGCCAGAGAAUGUAAUGUUAGUUUCUCUACCGUUUCCAACAUCGUUUUAGAGAAUUUGGCAGUAUGUCCAACUGGUCUCACAACAGCAGACCACGUGUAACCAUGCCUACCCACGGCCGCCACAUCCGGCUUCACAACAGCAGACCACGUGUAACCACGCCUACCCACGGCCGCCACAUCCGGCUUCACAACAGCAGACCACGUGUAACCACGCCUACCCACGACCGCCACACCCGGCUUCUUCACCUGCGGGAUCUUCUGAGAGCAGCCACCCGGACAGUUGAUGAAUCUGAGGAGUAUUUCUGUCUGUAAUAAAGCCCCUAAUAAAACUCAUCCUGAUUGGCUGAGCCCGGCUCCCCGUGAAAUCCAUAGAUAAGGGCCUAAUGACUUUAUUUCAGUUGACUGAUUUCCUGAUAUGAACUGUAGCUACGUCAAAUUGUUAAUUGUUGCAUUUACUCUUGUUCAGUAUAUAUUUCUUGUUAAUAAAAGUACCUUGGCAUAUUUGC